GUGUCCCCCGCCACCGUGCGCCCAGCCUGCGCUGCGGCUACUGCUAGGCUAACGGGCUUCGAGCUGCGUCUGUCUGUCCGUCCUGAUCUGAGGCCUCCCCAGCGCGUGGUUUCUGCUGCAGAACCUGAGAUCAUGGCCAAAAUAGCACAGGGUGCCAUGUACCGAGGCUCCGUCCAUGACUUCCCAGAAUUUGAUGCGAAUCAGGAUGCUGAGGCUUUGUACACAGCCAUGAAGGGCUUCGGCAGCGACAAGGAGUCCAUACUGGAGCUGAUCACCUCCCGCAGCAACAAGCAGAGGCAGGAGAUUUGCCAGAGUUACAAGUCCCUCUAUGGCAAGGACCUCAUCGCAGACUUGAAGUAUGAGUUGACAGGAAAGUUUGAGCGGCUGAUAGUGAACCUGAUGAGGCCACUUGCCUAUUGUGACGCCAAAGAGAUUAAAGACGCCAUCUCGGGCAUUGGCACAGAUGAGAAGUGCCUCAUUGAAAUUUUGGCUUCCCGGACCAAUGAGCAGAUGCACCAGCUGGUGGCCGCAUACAAAGACGCCUAUGAGCGAGACCUGGAGUCUGACAUCAUUGGAGACACUUCCGGCCACUUCCAGAAGAUGCUGGUGGUACUGCUCCAGGGAACCCGGGAGAAUGAUGAUGUUGUGAGUGAGGACUUGGUCCAGCAGGAUGUCCAGGACCUGUAUGAGGCAGGAGAACUGAAAUGGGGAACAGAUGAGGCCCAGUUUAUCUAUAUCUUGGGAAACCGUAGCAAACAGCACCUACGAUUGGUGUUUGAUGAGUAUCUGAAGACCACGGGGAAGCCCAUUGAAGCCAGUAUCAGAGGGGAGCUGUCUGGAGACUUUGAGAAGCUGAUGUUGGCUGUGGUGAAGUGCAUCCGAAGUACCCCAGAGUAUUUUGCUGAAAGGUUGUUCAAAGCCAUGAAGGGCCUGGGGACUCGAGACAACACUCUCAUCCGCAUCAUGGUCUCCAGGAGUGAGCUGGAUAUGCUUGACAUUCGGGAAAUCUUCCGGACCAAAUAUGAGAAGUCACUGUACAGCAUGAUUAAGAAUGACACCUCUGGUGAAUACAAGAAGGCUCUGCUGAAGCUGUGUGGAGGAGACGAUGAUGCCGCUGGCCAGUUCUUCCCGGAGGCAGCACAGGUGGCCUAUCAGAUGUGGGAACUUAGUGCAGUUUCCCGAGUCGAGCUGAAGGGUACUGUGUGUGCAGCCAAUGAUUUCAACCCUGAUGCUGAUGCCAAGGCCCUGCGGAAAGCCAUGAAGGGAAUUGGAACUGAUGAAGCCACCAUCAUCGACAUUAUCACACACCGGAGCAACGCCCAGCGGCAGCAGAUCCGACAGACCUUCAAAUCUCACUUUGGCCGGGAUCUAAUGGCUGACCUGAAGUCCGAGAUCUCGGGAGACCUGGCAAGGCUGAUUCUGGGGCUCAUGAUGCCACCAGCCCAUUACGAUGCUAAGCAGCUGAAGAAAGCUAUGGAGGGAGCCGGCACCGAUGAGAAGGCUCUUAUAGAAAUCCUGGCCACUCGAACCAAUGCUGAAAUCCGGGCCAUCAACGAGGCCUACAAGGAGGAUUAUCACAAGUCCCUGGAGGAUGCCCUGAGCUCAGACACAUCUGGCCACUUCAGAAGGAUUCUCAUUUCUCUGGCCACAGGGAAUCGAGAAGAAGGAGGAGAAAACCGGGAGCAGGCCCAGGAAGAUGCCCAGGAAAUAGCGGACACCCCCAGCGGAGACAAAACUUCCUUAGAGACGCGCUUCAUGACCGUCCUGUGCACCCGUAGCUAUCCCCACCUGCGCAGAGUCUUCCAGGAGUUCAUCAAGAUGACCAACUAUGACAUAGAGCACGUCAUCAAGAAGGAAAUGUCUGGGGACGUCAAGGAUGCAUUUGUGGCCAUUGUUCAGAGUGUCAAGAACAAGCCUCUCUUCUUUGCCGACAAAUUAUACAAGUCCAUGAAGGGUGCUGGCACAGAUGAGAAGACCCUCACCAGGGUGAUGGUAUCCCGGAGUGAGAUAGAUCUGCUCAACAUCCGGAGGGAAUUCAUUGAGAAGUAUGACAAGUCUCUACACCAAGCCAUUGAAGGUGACACCUCUGGAGACUUCAUGAGGGCUUUGCUAGCUCUCUGUGGCGGAGAAGACUAAAGCUCCCACCCUUGGAUGGCCCCCCCUUGCCAAGCAGUGGCCAACUGCACCAGCCACCGUGACCUGACCAAGCCAUUGCUUCAGCUUCAGAGACUAAGGAAGAAGCAACGGGUGGAGUUGGACUGUCAUCCAGCUGGGGUGCUCUCUAGCCAUUGAGGGUCCCAGGUGGUCCCUUCUGUUAUCCCUCCCACUCAUGGCAAAGUGGCUGGUGAACCACAGCCAUAGAUUGCAUUCAAUCCUGCUCCCCUUCUGUCUCCUCCUCCGCCCGCCCUAGCUUCCAUCCCUCCACAUAAUCCCUGCCUGACUUGAGCUUUAUCACAUCUCAAAACAUACCAAACCUCUAGUCUAUGAAAUGAGUAAUGUGUAUACAUUGGAGGGUGGGCUGUGUGAUACCCAAUGCCAGGCGAGCAUUCUGGAAUAAUAGAGAUGAUAGAUUAGUUUGA
Arvicanthis niloticus (Nile rat) is the source of this 2579-nucleotide messenger RNA. It is a transcript of the gene Anxa6, whose product is annotated as annexin A6. Gene Ontology annotation, biological process: apoptotic signaling pathway; calcium ion transport; mitochondrial calcium ion homeostasis. The record is from RefSeq and is a predicted model, not a curated record. Gene Ontology annotation, molecular function: phosphatidylserine binding; calcium ion binding; calcium-dependent phospholipid binding. Gene Ontology annotation, cellular component: nucleus; vesicle membrane; cytoplasm. NCBI's taxonomy places the organism in Eukaryota, Metazoa, Chordata, Mammalia, Rodentia, Muridae.